AUGAGCGUGCUGAUCACAGAAGACGACAAGGAGCGCGCAAAAAAUGCCUAUAGCAUUUCAAAUCUGCUCCUCGAGCAGCACCACAAAAAGGAGAAUUCGAGCCCAUCAGCUUCUUCCUCAGCUUCAGAUGAUGAAUUGAGAUGCGCGAGCACCGAUGAAGAACACACCGCAUCCAGUCCAUUCUCAUCACAGCAAUUCAUAUUUCCGCCGACGGUUUCGAGCUCGACUUCUUCGGAUUCGGGAGUGGUGUCGAAUAAUGGGAAUCCGUUGGGUUUGGAUUCGAGCCAAUUGCAGACUUAUAUGUUUUUGUUGUCGCAACAUUUGAGCAAUUCGGCGGCUGCUGUUAGAGCUGCGCAAGAGAAUAGUGAGUUUGACGGGGGAAAAAUGCCACGUGGUUUUUCGUAGCCUGAAAAACAUAUCUGAAUCCCGAGAAUCCACGUGGAAGAAAUCCUGCCACACAAAAUUAAUAUAAAAAAUUGGAUUUUCCAAUUGCCACGUCAUAUUUCACGUGUAAAAUUCUAGCUUUUUUUUUUAAAUUUUCUAAUUAAUUUCAAACCCAAAGUCCACGUGGCAAAAAAACACAAAUUCCUAAUUGCCACGUCAUAGUUCACGUCACGCAAAAAUUGUUCUUUGAAAUUCUUUUUUUGAUCCACAGAUUUCCAGAACUUUCUAAAUUCUUUGCCACGUCAUAGCUCAUGUUUAAAAAAAAAUCUGAUAAUUCAUUUGUCUUCUAAUCAAAUCCAUGUGGCAAAAUUCAUAAGGGGGGUCCAAAUUUGGAACCUUAUCCUGUAUGAUCCACGAAACUCAAAAUGAGAUGGCCUAGAAAACCAAACCGUCUACUGUAUUUUUCGGUUUUCUCUUCCACGGCUCUGUGAAUUUCCUGAAUUUUUCCUUUCAAAAAUCUUUUACUCCAAUAGAAAAUGGGUCAGACGAGAGACGACGAGAGUUUAAUGACGUCAUCGUCGCUUCGAGAUAUUUUUGAGAAAAUGUGUGUCCCUUUGAGAAAAUACCGUAAUUUGUUUCAAGGAACACACGAAAUUCAUUUUUGGGAAAUUUUUGCAAAAUACUCUCGUCGUCUCGCGUCUGACCCAAAUCAAAAUGUUCUCAAUACCGUAUUCCUCUUCCCCUACAGAAACCCAUAGGCGUCCUUCAAGCGUUCCUUCCUAAUCUAAUAAUAAUAAUAACAAAUGCAUGUCUAAAUCGUGUCAUCAUCAUCAAAAUACAACAUUUAUAAAUAAAUAAAUAAAUAAAUUGAAUUUGACUUUUCCUCUCUUCUCAGUUUCACCCAUCUGCCUCUCCCCCCGUUUACACGAUAGGUUAUGAGAGAUGAUACUGUAUUUUAUAUUCAUAACUGCCAGCGCAAUGCAUUAUUCAUAGGAGGGCAAGAAUAUGAUGAUGAUUUGUUUUGUAUUUAUGUUGUUAGAGAAAAAUGGGGGGAGAUGAGGUAACUUGGAAAAUGUUGAAGCUUGGCAUAGGCUAAGGCUGUUUGAGCUUAGACUUAGGCUUGUUAGAAUAUGAGGCCACGAUUUUGAAACUUGAAAACCCUAAAUUAACCUGACAGGAUAUCAAACAGGCAAGAGAUGUGGUAACUUGAAAAAAUUAGAUUAGAAGCCUGGUGGGCCCAGGCUUCUGGGCUUUUAAACAAGGUGGACCCAGGCUUGGGCCUUUUCAUUGUUUGCGAUUUUUAUGUGGCUAGGCUAAGGCUUCCGGGCUUCUGGGCUUUUAGAUUCCGAUUUCUAGGCUUGGAUUUUUAGGCUUAACCUUCUAGAUUCAGACUUUUCUCUAGGCUCUCUAACCUAAGCCUAACCUAAGACUAACCUAUGCCUAACUCAAGUCUAACCUAAGCCUAGGCGUUUCAAGCUCUCUGGGCUUUUUAAAAUCUCCAGGCUCUUCAGGCUAUCUAGGCACUCCAGGCUCUCUGGGCUUCUCUAGGCUUCUAGGCUUCUAGGCUUCUAGGCUUUCAAGCUCUCCAGACUCUCCAGGCUCUCCAGGCUUCUCCAGGCUCUCUAGGCUUCUCUAGGCUUCUCCAGGCUCCCCCUCUCGACCUCUCACUCCGAAAUCUACUCUCCAAGCAGCUACACAAACUUUUUUCUCCGCCUCCGUAUCCAAUCAAAAUUAAUUAGCCCUCUUCUCCAAAACUACCUCCCACCCCAAACAUCCUGACGCCUAACUGGCUCAUUAAUUAAACGUCCUUGGUCAUUUCAUAUAAGUGAAAUGACAUUUUCCACAAAAAAAACAGCUAACUUCUAUUUAUUUUUCCUACUGUAGGAACUUGGAGGGAUUAUAAAUAAGAUUUUGUUGCGAAAAAGUUUUAUUACAGUAGUUAAAUGGCAGCAUAUGUGUUUUAGGGGGGAAAGGCCGUGAGGAUUAGGGAGACAUGAGGUGCGGACCAUAAAAUGUGUUGUUAUGAUGAUGCACCAGACAAAAAUAAAGAGGAACAAAGAAGUUUAUGAGAUUUAUUUAUUAGUGUGUUGAGUUGAGAUGAAAUGGAAUGGAAUUAUGAGAGAAAAAAGGGGUUAAUGUAUGAUUUUCAGCACCUUGCAGCCAAAUACACGAAAAAAUCGAAUUUUCAAAGUGACUGAAAAAAUGUAUCCAAAUUUUGAAACAGUGAAAAAUUUAUGAGAUAAAAAUUUCGCGCCGGAAAUCAUGAAUUCACUGGAAUUCGAUGAAAAUGAAGCAAAACAUAUGGAAAUUUUGAAACAGUGAAAAAAUCUACGCUUUAAUUUUGCGCUGAAAAUCAUAGAUUCACUGGAAUUUAUUGAUUUCUUGAUUUUCAGCACAUAAUUUGAAGCUUUCAAUGGGAAAAAAUAUUAGAUUUCAAAAAAUUAUCCAAAUUUUGAAACAGUGAAAAAAUCUAGACCCAAAUUUCGCGCUGAAAAUCAUGAAUUCACUGAAAUUCGCUGAAAAUGAAGGUUUCCGUGAUUUCAGCGCAAAAUUUGAGGCUUCCAAUUGGAAAUUCAUUUUCAGCACGAAAUUCUAGUCUCUCAAUUGGAAAGUAUCAAAUUUCAAUCAUUGCAAAGCAUAUCCCAAUUUUGAAACAGUGAAAAAAUCUAGACCCAAAUUUUGCGCUGAAAAUCAUAGAUUCACUGAAAUUCGCUGAAAAUGAAGGCUUUCAUGAUUUUCAGCACAAAAUUCGAGUAUUUCAAUCGGAAAUUCAUUGAAAAUGGAGUAUUCCAUAAUUUUCACUGCGAAUUUUUGACCUUGAACAUCGAUGAAUCGAAUUUUCAAAGUGAUUGAAAAAAAUUAUCCAAAUUUUGAAACAGUGAAAAUUUUAUUAGAUAAAAAUUUCUCACCGAAACUCAUGACUUCACCGAAAUUUGAUGAAAAUGAAGCAAAACAUGCAAAUUUUGAAACAGUGAAAAAUCUAGACUCAAAUUUCGCGCUGAAAAUUAUAGAUUCACUGAAACUCGCUGAAAAUGAAGGGUUUCGUGAUUUUCAGCACAAAAUUUCAGUUUAGAGGGAGAGGUCUUUAUGAUAUCAGAUUCCAAAAAACAAUUCCAAAACAUAUGCAAAGUUUGAAACAGUGAAAAAAUCUUUUAGAUAAAAAUUGUGCGCUGAAAACCAUAGAUUCACUGAAAUUAGCUGAAAAUGGAGGGUUUCAUAAUUUUCAGCGCUAAAUUUUGAUCUUGAUAACCAAUCAAUCGAUACAUCGAAUUUUCAAAGUGAUUGAAAAAAUUAUCCAAAUUUUGAAACAGUGAAAAAUCUAGACUCAAAUUUUGCGCUGAAAAUUAUGGAUUCACUGAAAUUUAUUGAUUUCUCGAUUUUCAGCACAUAAUUUGAAGCUUUCAAUGGGAAAAAUAUCAAAUUUAAAAAAAUUAUCCAAAUUUUGAAACAGUGAAAAAAUUUUCAAGUAAAAUUGUGCUAAUUUUUCGAUUUUCAGCACAAUUUCAGCAUAGGUGCCAGAUUUUUCUUUAAAAAUUAGCCACGUAGUAUAGCUCUACCUUCUCCAAAACCCCCUAAUCCCAUAUCUUUCCAGCCUCCCGCUCCAUCAACCCCUUCAACCUUCUCACCGGUCUUCCCGGCGGUCUUCAAAACCUCGCUCGCCUCCCACAUCAUCACAACCCCCAUCAAAUGCAACUGUCGCCAACCUCGCUAAGCCUUCAGAAAAAACAAUCGCGACCAACUUUUACCGGCCAUCAGAUCUAUCAAUUAGAGAGGAAAUUCGAGCAAACGAAAUAUUUGGCAGGCGCCGAUCGAGCACAAUUGGCACAGGAAUUGAGCAUGAGUGAAUCGCAAGUUAAGGUAAGUCUCAUACAACAUCUUUUUAAAUACAUAAUACGCUAAUAAAACCUUAACAAUAAGGCCUUAGUCAUCGCCCUAAUAACUACAAAUGCCCAUUGUUAAACCAAUUAAUAAUACAACUUUUCUCCUUUUCAAGGACAAUAAAAAAUCAUAAGAUCCGGAUGGGUGUUUUCAUUUUAUACACCCCAUUUAACCCCACCUUAUUGAUAUUUAUUUAUUUAUUUUAGACUUUUUUAUGUUGGGGGGAAAAAGGGAAGACCAACUGUACAUUGAUGAGUCCCCUGGGGAACGGGAAAAACAAGUGUGUUGUUUGAAUUUUAAUUUUAUUCGAUUCGAUAUAUGGGUUUUAUGCACUGAAUGACAGAUGAUAUGGGUUUUUGAGUAGAGCGAGAUGAGGCUUUUUGAAAUUUAAAGGUGUGGUUCGACAAGUCUCAAAAAAACGCUCUGCAAAAAUAUGCGGUUUGUGAUGUUUGGAAGUACGCAAAGGCAUCAAACAUGACGACAAUUUUUUUCUUUUCCCUCUCUCAAUGUUUCAACAGAAAAAAAACGUCUCUCGUGUUUUUUUUAUUUUUUAUUUGUUUUUUCAAAAAAUUCAAAAUUUCAGCUCUAUUAAAUGGAAACGAAAUUGAAGAACACGCGCGGAGAAUGUGAAUUUGACCCAACACUGGAGGAGAUGGAAAAGCACCGUAGAUUGAUGAACGAACGAGAGAUUGAAGAUUCUAAAAAAUGCCUGAAAAAGUUGUUUAAAGAAUACGAGGCAACAUGUUUAUGUGGUAAAUGUAAUAAUUUGGAUGACAUGGAAUAUUGCUGCGCGAGUAUAUUCCCAUCAAAUGUGAAAUUUCAAGCGAACAUAGGAAAAUUGGUGUCUGAAAAACUCGAAGAGAAAUUUUGGAAGGAGUGAACACAACAGAUGUCUUGUUGAUUGUGAUAAUUUCGAAAAAUAUUUGGACGAGGAAGUGGGUUAUGUACAGGAAAACAAUGAAUUAAUGUAUUAUUUCAGACUUUGAAAGUGUUCAAAACUGGAUAUAAGUUUGGAUUGGGAAUUGAUGAUAAUUCUUGGAAACCAACGUGA
Caenorhabditis angaria is the source of this 5314-nucleotide messenger RNA. The record is from the annotation of a GenBank genome assembly. NCBI's taxonomy places the organism in Eukaryota, Metazoa, Nematoda, Chromadorea, Rhabditida, Rhabditidae.